CUGGACGGGACGCUCCGGCUGGGCUGUGUCUGCUGAUGAUGCGGCUAAGGUCCAGGUGUGCGAUGAGGACAGCCAGCUGAUUUAUUUAUUUGUUUUUCAUCAUUUUCCCCCCUUCUUUCCCUUAGCAUCUCGUCUCAGAGUCUGUCUCCGGUUCAUCCACCUUCUUACUUGCAUCUGUUAUUCCAUCCAUCUAACCCACAAGAUUGCAAAGAUCCUGCCAGCUGACAGUCAUGGUUUCCACAGCUUUAUUAUUGCUGGGCCUCUUCUCGUCUGUACCAAUCACAUUGGCCGUCUUGUUUGGAGAGCCCAGGAUAUAUGGAGAGGAAGCUACUGGAUAUGGCCCCAUUUUUGAAGAGGAACCAAUGGAUGUGGUCUACACUGAUGACUCACCUGAUAAGAGGAUCUCUAUGAACUGCAGAGCACGUGCAAAUCCUCCAGCCACAUACAGGUGGCGUCGGGACAACUGGGAAAUAAAGCUAAUGGAGCAGCCUGAUGAACACUACAGCCUAGUUGGUGGAAACCUGGUUAUCACUAACCCAAUCCAGAAGAAACAUGCAGGGACCUACACCUGUGUGGCCCGGAAUAUCUACGGCACCGUUCUCAGCAAGGAGGCCAGGGUUAAGUUUGGAUAUAUUGAAGAGUUUCCGGAUGAUGAGAGGGACCCAGUGUAUGCUAAAGAAGGUCAGGGGGCAGUUCUGUUGUGUGUUCCACCAAAAGCCUGGCCAAAGGAAGUUACAUAUCGAUGGAUCUAUAACGAGUUCCCAGUUUUCCUGCCCACAGACCGCCGUCGGUUUGUCUCUCAGAAGACAGGGAACCUUUACAUCUCAAAGGUUGAAGCUCAGGAUGCAGGAAACUACUCCUGUUUUGUUUCUAGUCCCAUAAUAGGAAAGAGCGUCUACUCCAAAUUUAUCCCUCUCAUCCCUUUACCUCCAGAUGAUGGUGAGGAGAGAAAAUAUCCAGCAGACAUUAGGGUGAAGUUUCCAGACACCACUGCAAUGCUGGCCUCCAAUAUUACAUUGGAGUGCUUUGCUCUUGGAAAUCCCAUCCCGCACAUUGUAUGGAGGAAGGUUGACGCCACUGACCUCCCUGCCAAUCAUGAGAUCAGUGAAUCAGGUGCUGUGCUUCAUCUCUACAAUGUUCAGUAUGAAGAUGUUGGAGCAUAUGAAUGCGAAGCUAUCAACACCAAAGGAAAGGACUGGCACAAAGCCUGGCUUUAUGUGGAAUCUGCACCUGAAUGGGCGGAAACUAUCAACAACACACAAGUGGAUAUUGGAUCUGAGCACACGAUGCGUUGCGUGGCUUCAGGAAAACCCUUCCCUUUCAUCAGCUGGUACAAAGAUGGGUAUAUGUAUGGCAAAGGUGAGCUAAAGUUUUCCAGUCUGACUUUUGAUGACUCUGGGAUGUACCAGUGUAUUGCUGAGAAUUACUGGGGCAUCAAAUAUGCCAAUGCUGAGCUGCGAGUUGUUGCCUGGGCUCCAAACUUUGAGCUCAAUCCCGUAAAGAAGUAUCUACUUGGAGCUAAAGCCGGACGAGUGGUGAUAGAGUGUAAGCCAAGAGCUGCUCCAAAACCUCGAUUCACCUGGACAAAGGGCAAGGAGGUCCUCUUCAACAACUCCCGUGUUUCUAUCAUGCUCGAUGGCAGCCUGGAGAUCUUGAACGCCACCAAAAACGAUGAAGGGUUUUACACCUGUGUCGCCGAAAAUGACAGAGGAAAAGCCAGCAGUUCAGGAUAUCUCACCAUCACAGAGGCAACAGGUAUCACUGUAGCACCUGAGGACUCCGAGGUCAGAGUUGGAGACGAGGUGGUUCUCCGAUGUGCUGCUUCGUAUGACUCCAUGCUGGACGUCACUUUUAUCUGGGCCAUUGACCUCAGAGUCAUUGACUUUAAUGCAGAGUGGCCACACUAUGAGAGAGUAAUGAGUGAAGAUGGAGUUGGUGACUUGAAAAUAAAAAAUGCACAGAUUUGGCAUGAGGGUCGUUACACCUGCACUGCUCAGACUGUGGUAGACAGUGACACUGCUUACGCUGACCUGAAAGUUGUAGGUGUUCCCGGCCCUCCUGGUGUGCUCCGCAUCGAGGAGAUCGGAGACACUUGGGUAAGGCUUUUGUGGUCUAAAGGAUCUGAGCACAACAGUCCCAUCUUAUACUACACUAUUCAGACCAGACACUACUGGGCUCUAAAUGAAGAUGACUGGAGGAAUGCCAGUACAUCUCCAUCCGUUCUUGAUGGAACUAUGGAGAAAGCAGAUGUUACUGACUUAUAUCCGUGGAUGGAGUACCAGUUUAGGAUCAUUGCCACCAAUGAGUAUGGAUCUGGGGAGGCCAGUAUACCUUCUCUCAAGAUCAAAACCUGGGGUGCUCCUCCAGUUGUUUCUCCUACAGAAGUGGCCGGAUAUGGAGGUAGAAAUGGCGAGAUUAUCAUCACUUGGAAGCCUGUGGAGCCCUGGUAUUUCUAUGGCAGGAAAUUUGAGUACACUGUCGCAUUCAAGCCUCAUGACGCCUACGAUUGGUGGUAUGAGACCAUCUCAGACCCAGAGACCAGACGAUAUGUUCAUAGAGAUCCCUACUUCAUUCCCACCGAGGAGGAUUUCCAGGUGCGAGAGUUUCAGGUGAAGAUCAAGUCAGUUAAUGAGAAAGGGCCCGGACCGUACAGCCUCACCAAGGUCAUCUAUUACCCGAGAGAUGUUCCAAUAGAGCCUCCUACAGAUGUCUAUGCCAGGCCAGUAUCCUCCACUGAAGCAGUGGUUUGGUGGCUGCCUGUUGUUGAUACUGGAACAGGUCUACAGCAGUACAUUGAGGGAUAUCAGGUCAAAUACUGGAGAAAAUAUGAUGACCCAGAACCAGGAGCAAAUCGCAUAUUUGUUCCAGCCACAGUCAAUCAGACCCGACUGGAGAAUAUGCUGCCAGAUUCACAUUACCUCAUUGAGGUCCGGGCCUUCAACGGAGCAGGCCUUGGACCGCCUGGUGAACACUGCGAGAUGUUCACAAAGAGAGCACCACCCUCUGAGCCUCCCCGGAUGUGGCGCUAUGUCAGCUGGACAGGACAAUGGCUGUAUGUAUGGUGGGAUCAUAUCCAGUAUGACUGGUUUGGGAAUGUCUCUUUCCCAUUGUACUACAAGGUCAUGUUUAGAAAAACAGGGUAUAUAUACGGGAAGGUCUAUAUCACCGGCUGGCACUUUAUGGACUUCCCAAUGCCUCAGUUUGGUGACUAUGAACUGAUGGUUCGUGGUCGCUAUGAAGGGGGAGAUGGCCCAGUCAGGAUGAUAAGUAUUAAGGGUAAAGCAUCCCUCACCACACCCACAUUAGGUUUCUUAUCUUUGUUGCUGCUGGCGCUGUGUAUUACAGGUUUGUAAAUUUAAAUCACAAGCAGGUUUGUUGUAUAUAAUGGACUAUAGGAAGCCAAUACUUGGACCUCAUGGAAGAUCGAUUCAUCGUGAAAAUGUUCACAAUAACUAGUAUCCAUUUUUACAGUAUUCCUGAAGGUAAAAAGUAGAAUUUUGAUUUCCAAAUAAAAGUGGUUUGUUUGCAGUGCAGUAAUUCUGUAAUGUACUGCGCAAAGACAGCAGCAAGAUAUCUAAAAAGAAGAGUGGGAAUUUUAGCAAAGAUUUUCAUGCACAAGUUCAAAAUUGUUAACAGUUGAAAUUCUUUCCAGAAUAUAUAAAGACAGAUACAGACUGCUGUAGCAUAUAAUUAAAACACUGCUUAGGUAGUAAUAAAUGUAAAGUAACUGAAUUGCACUAAAACUAGUUGUUUUGAUCAUAUUUAUUUAUUAAUUUAUUAAUUUAUUUUAAUUUACCUGGACAUUUUUUUCAAGAGUGCUGUGUAUUAGGAAUUUUCCACAAAUACAACUAAUCAUUGCCAGUGUUUUUGAUAUACUUCUAAACUGCUGAGCCACUAAAACUUAGUUUGGCAUUUGUUGUUAAGCCAGGGUUUCCACAUAAAAACAUCACAUACAUGAACAGGAAAAAUUUGCAAAAUUCACAAAUCAAUUUUUUACCAACCUUUAGCCACUGUCUCUUCAUACUGUGUGUUUCCUGACACCUCUAGGGACAAAUCAAGGCAACAGUAGCUGGUUGUGCAGAAAGGUUCCAUUUGGUCUCCCUUUGGGUCUGUCUUUGGGUCAAAGAUGUACAGUUCUGCUUUUGUAGAUCUAUUUGGAUCUAUUUUCACCUGUAUAAAAACAAUUCUAAUCAGUGAUUUGGGGGUUUGUGUUAAGCUACAGCUAAACUGCAUAAAAGCGACAGCGCCCCAAAACAACUCCUUAAAAAAAGAGCUAAAAAUGCACAGAACUGAGGAAAAAAGUCAUUAUCUGAGGAUGAUUUUGUGCAAAAAAUGCAAUGAACAUUUUUUUAUUGUCCAUAUACUUACCCUUAUUUGUUUCAAUGAGAACAUAAUUGUUUUCUUAAAACUUCACUAUUUUUUUUUUAUCUCUACAAUGUAAACCCAGCACUUUUCUUUCUUUUCUAUUUUGCAUAUUAAAAUUUGAAAGGCAUGGAUCACUAAUAAAGAUGCACUUUUAUCUGGUAGAAGGUGAAACCUCACUGAUGUACAAAUGGAUAUGUAUGUUACUGCUACUUUCCUCUAUUUAAAGUUGGAAAACUAAUAAAAAGAA
This is a messenger RNA of Cyprinodon variegatus (sheepshead minnow), 4612 nucleotides long. RefSeq names its product contactin-1a-like (gene cntn1b). Gene Ontology annotation, biological process: brain development; cell-cell adhesion. NCBI's taxonomy places the organism in Eukaryota, Metazoa, Chordata, Actinopteri, Cyprinodontiformes, Cyprinodontidae. The record is from RefSeq and is a predicted model, not a curated record. The transcript is spliced from 24 exons. The coding region runs from base 231 to 3353 and encodes 1040 amino acids. Gene Ontology annotation, molecular function: cell-cell adhesion mediator activity.